Sorex fumeus (smoky shrew) is the source of this 976-nucleotide messenger RNA. RefSeq names its product pro-platelet basic protein (gene PPBP). Gene Ontology annotation, biological process: cellular response to lipopolysaccharide; chemokine-mediated signaling pathway; inflammatory response. The transcript is spliced from 3 exons. NCBI's taxonomy places the organism in Eukaryota, Metazoa, Chordata, Mammalia, Eulipotyphla, Soricidae. Gene Ontology annotation, cellular component: extracellular region. Bases 96 to 455 code for a protein of 119 amino acids. The record is from RefSeq and is a predicted model, not a curated record. Gene Ontology annotation, molecular function: CXCR chemokine receptor binding; chemokine activity.
UAUAUAAAAGACUAAGGCCUGAGCGUGCAAAUCCACUUAGCGGUGGAUUUCUGAGAUCUCUCGGGUCUCGGAACACGUCAAACUCAUCCCUCACUAUGGGACUCCGACCUCCCUCCGUCUCUUUCUCCUGCACCAGUGCCAGCCCCCGGCAUGCCCUACACACGCUGCUGCUGUGUUUGCUCCUGACCACACUGAUGCCCCCCACCAGCGGAGAAACUGGAAGAGCAGGCGGUAAGAAGUUCGUUGAACUUCGCUGCCUGUGUUUGACGACGGUCUCUGGCAUUCAUCCCAGUCGCAUCCAAAAUUUGAGCGUGAUCAGAGCCGCAGCGCACUGCGCCCAAGUCGAAGUGUUAGCCACACUGACGGAUGGGAAGAAAGUCUGCCUGGACCCCGAAGCCCCCCUAAUCAAGAAAAUAGUCCAGAAAUAUUUAGAAGGUGAUAGGCCAGUUAAUUAGCUUGUUUGCUUUCUGUCAAAUCUUUCCAUUUCCCAGAAAGGACAAGAUGCUUUUAAGUCUGGACUUUCUAGAGUUCUUGUUUAUCCAGAAAACCUAUUUAUACUGCAUUAAAAUUUGGAUGUUUUCCACUCCAUCUCAAAUAGUCACAUUUUAUUCUGAGGCCGAUCACUAGACAGCAGAGAGAUGAUGAGAGAAAGCCUAGUUUCAAAGUAUAUUAUUUGGUUUAUCUCCCUAACUCUUGGGUAACAUGGUAGUCUGUUUUACAACUCUUAAAAUUUUCUUUGAAAAUAGAUUUGUGAACAUUUAUCCUGCUGUACUUCACUGUGAAACUAGACAUGCCAUGAGUAUAAACUUCAGUGGUAAUUGGCAAUAGGAAUCACAAAGGACUCAGCCUAGAGCAUUUGUUUAAUAAAUGUUUGCUAAUACUUUUCAGAACUUAAUAGAGCAUGCAAUUAUUUAGUCCCAAGUGUCUUGUCCCAACACAUCCCCUGUAAGAAUCUAAAGUUAAUUAGUCCUCAAGC